Trichoderma citrinoviride is the source of this 504-nucleotide messenger RNA. RefSeq lists its product as hypothetical. NCBI's taxonomy places the organism in Eukaryota, Fungi, Ascomycota, Sordariomycetes, Hypocreales, Hypocreaceae. Bases 1 to 504 code for a protein of 167 amino acids. The transcript is spliced from 2 exons. The record is from RefSeq and is a predicted model, not a curated record.
AUGUCGCAGCGACCAUCCACACCAGUCAAGGUGCCGCCCUCGGCGGCAAACUACACCCCGGCAACGCUGGACCCAGACCUGCGAUCACAGAUCAACUCAAUCCUGCUAAAAGACGGGCAUGUCGCCAAAAUCCAAGAAGCCCUCCUCCACGCCCUAAACUCCAACUCCUCCAACUGGCCCACCGCCGUGCAGAACCACGCCCUGAACCUCCUCCGCUCCGGCGAAGUCACCACCUUCCCCGCGCUCCUCCGCCGCGUGCUCGACGACGUCCGCGAGAGCCAGCCGUCCACAUCAUCCACGUCCAGCGCAAACGGCAAGUCGUCAACAGCGACAAACGGCGGCGGCAGCAGCAGCAGCAGCGCGGACAAUACCAAGAAGACCAACGGCGCCGCCUCGGACAAACCGCCCCUCGCCAUCCCCACCUCCGUGAUCGAGGAGGCCCUCCGCAUCACAAGGGAAAGCCUCGACGCCGUCUGCGAAAUCGAGGAGAAGGGCAGCGGCUAG